Ostrea edulis (European flat oyster) is the source of this 6666-nucleotide messenger RNA. RefSeq lists its product as uncharacterized. The transcript has 11 exons. Bases 447 to 6485 code for a protein of 2012 amino acids. The record is from RefSeq and is a predicted model, not a curated record. Lineage: Eukaryota; Metazoa; Mollusca; Bivalvia; Ostreida; Ostreidae.
UGGUUGUCUUUUUUAUUUUAAAUGUUUGUCUUUACAAUGGAAAGUCUGCUUAGGUACACUGUACGCUGAUUGUCCCUUUACUUUAAUUGGAAUAAAGGAAGUUUUGUUUCAGCAAUCUAGUGAAACCAUGACGCAAAAUUUGAAUUCUUCGAAUGUUCUAAAUUGAUGAAGUUGAAUAUUUUAAAGAAACCUUUGUUCCUUCACUCUUACAAGUUACAUAUAUAACCACAACAAUUUUCUCCGUUGCCUUACGUGAGGUGUUGGAGCCAGUGGGAGCAGCUAAGCGUUGUUAGUUACUAAGCUGUUUGACUCAUUUUGUCUAACCCGGCAUCGUCAGUACCAUAAGAAUGUGGAAGUAGUUCUUAGUGAAACGGAUACUCACUGAAAGAGAAAACGGGACACAAUCAAGUGAUCGAGGACUCGCCAGUCCUGUUAUACGUCACACGAUGUCUCGCACGUACUCGCUAUUGGAAUGGACGUGCACUCUGAUCGUUACUAUAUGUGUCUGGCAUUCUGUCUUGGCAGCGGACAGAGGCUAUGGUGUACAAUUUGGUAAAAAGGAGGGCGCCAGAGAUUGUACUGGACAAUGUAAUCGCCUUGGAAUUACAUACAAAGCAGGAGAAAAGUUCUCUUACACUGAAGGAUGCACCAAGUACAACUGUGAGUGUCGCUGUAAUGGAUGGUAUGACUGUCCACGAGAAAAGAACGAGAACGUUUGCGGGAACCAGAACACUUAUCGACAAGGUUCUUCUGGUCAAAAUUGCAAGGAAUGUAACGUCCAUGGUGUGUUAUUUCCCAGUAACGCUCCAUUUAACUUCAACCGCGGAUGUCGUGAAAUGAGCCAGUGUCAUUGUCACUGUGACGGUUUCUGGAACUGUACACGGGGACGGGAUAUCUGUCGUAACACCUUCAUUACUCAGCUCUCCGGUGGUGGGAGCGGUUAUUCCUCGGCGUCAUACAGCGCUGGAGGGUCAUCAUCGCAGAGCAGUGGGUCUUUUAGCCAACGUUCUGGUGGUUAUUCAGGUGGUUCAUCAUCUUUGAGCGGAUCAUCCUCCAGUGGUAAUUCAUUGAGAGGUGGCGGUGCAGGCAGCAAUUUUGGAGAUGCUAAUUCGAGAUGUAAACAGUGUUUGGUAUCGGAAAAUAGACUAGAAAAUCCAAACAAAUAUUUUAAAUAUCGAAAUGGAUGUUCCGAAUGGGAGAGCUGCUUCUGUAACUGCGCAGGUGAAUGGAACUGUGACCACAGAACAUACAAGAAAAUAUGUGAGCAGGGAAGCGGUAGUGGUGUGGACCUAAAUGCUGGCUCGUGUGCACCAUGUGACGUUUACGGUAAGAUCCAGCUUGGAAACACAGACUUCGUACACAGAAAUGGAUGUCAUGAGUGGACAAACUGUCAUUGCUCAUGUGAUGGGUCAUUUUACUGUACCAACACCAGCUACCGGUGGGCGUGUGACAACAUAUGUCGCGAAUGUGCAGUAGAUGACAGGCGAAUAGCUGGUAAUACUGAGUUUUCCCACACUGUUGAUUGCAUAACGUAUGACCCCUGUCAAUGUCAUUGCAAUGGAUCGUGGUCCUGUCCUCCUCAGACAGGAAAGUGGACGUGCACAGAUCGAUGUCGGGAGUGUGAAGUAGGCACAAAUAGAUAUCGAGGGAACAGUGAGUUCCAGCAUAAGGAGGGAUGCUGGGAAUGGGACCACUGUCAAUGUCGUUGUAAUGGAUCCUGGAAGUGCCCUAAAGAACAUGCCAAAUGGACGUGUACACAGCAAUGUAGAGACUGUGUGUUAGACAAUCAAACUUAUUCAGGCAAUUCCCCUUUUACGUUUGAGCGAGGAGACUGUUACAGAUUUCAUUGUCAGUGUGGGUGUAAUGGUUCCUAUGAAUGUCCUUCUGAGAAAACUGAAAAUACGUGCUUGAUUGAUCCCAACACCGGAUGUUACCCUUGUGAUGUACACGGUAAAUCGUACAAAGGCCAAUCCGUGUUCAACCACACCGACGGCUGCAUACAAUACAGCGACUGUAUAUGUAAUUGUAAUGGUUUCUGGGAGUGCCCCGGAUCAAAAGCCGUAGACACUUGUCACCCACAUACACCAGGUAGUUGUUAUCAAUGUGAUGUCAACGGGAACAAGGUAGCCGGUGGGUCACAUUUUAAUCUUGCGGAUGGAGACUGGCGAUUUGACUGUGAAUGUUACUGUAACGGAGACUGGCAUUGCUCAGCGGAAGCCAUCUAUACUGGCCAUACAUCUGAUCAACUUGCCGGACAUUGCAAAGAUUGCUAUUUUCUCGGACGCCGACAUACCAGCAGGACUUCUUUUGACAGCCAAUGGGGAUGUAUCAAAUACAAAUGUCAGUGUAAUUGUGAUGGAAAGGUAGAAUGUCCGGUAGAACAAGCUUCGAGUGUUUGUUCAUCAGAUAGACAUUAUUUUCAAGAGUUCCAUAUGAAGUCUUUGAGUAGCAUACCAUCACAAUUUUGUUCAUCUUGUAAAAUCAAUGAUCACUUCUUCCCUGGAAAUUCCCAGUUUGAAUACGUUGACGGAUGUCAUCGACAUAUGCUGAGGUGUUACUGUAAUUCUGGGUAUAGGGUUGCCAAAAAAAUCAUUGACUCAUGCGUAGAAAGUAUCCUGUCAGGAACUAUAAAGUACUCAAAGACUUCAGCCGUCUUCCUUUCUGUGACGAACAAAUGUAACCGGAAAUGCAUCGUAAAUGGCAUUGAACACGCACCUAGGUCGUCCUUUGAUAUAAAUCUCGGGUGUUCAACGUACCGCUGUCAAUGUGCAUGCAACGGUCUUCCUCAGUGUCAAGCUCCUGUGGAUACCUUAUGUAAUCUGAAAAUAAAAGUCAUCAGCAGCACGAGAAUAACAGGUGGAUCAAGUAGUUCAUCACAUAUCAGUGGUGGACAUGUCCAGUCUGGUGGAUCAACUGUUGUCAGUGGUGGAAGCCAUUCUAGUAGGAGAGUUAUAACAGGUGGGAGUCAAUCUAGUGGUUCUGUUGUAACGGGUGGAAGUAGGAGAGUUAUAAGCGGAAGUAGUCAUUCCUCUGGUGGAAGAGUUGUAAGUGGUGGAGGUCACACCUCAAAUACUAGGAUAGUUAGUGGCGGAUCUCGAGUCGUCAGUGGCGGAUCUCGAGUUGUUAGUGGCGGAUCUCGAGUUGUCAGCGGAGGAACAACGGUUGUCUCGGGAGGAGGAAGUCACUCAAGAGUGAUACAGAGAAGGAUUGUGUCAACGACAGGCGGUGGACAUUCGGUCGUAAGAGGAGGAUCGUCAUCAGUAGUCGUCAGAGAGAGUGGUUCAGCUCAUAGUAAUUGCCAAUUUUGUGUCGUGGAAGGCAAACGAUAUCAUGGCAUGGCUGUAUUUGAUUACAAACGAGGGUGUAUUCGAUACAGGUGUCAAUGUGAUUGCAAAGGUUAUGCGAUCUGUAGGGCAGUAAGUGUGCAUGAAUGUCUCAACCAGGGAAGCCAGUGCAAACCUUGUUAUGUAGAAAACAAAAGAUAUGAUGCGAAUUCCCGAUUCACUUUUGAUAAAGAUUGUCAGAGAACAUCAUGUCGGUGUGAGUGUGAUGGCAUGGCAACAUGCGUCAGGACACAAAUUUUAGGAUGUACGCAUCAUGAUGGCUGUAGGUCAUGCGUCUAUAAUGGUGUCACCAGAGAACCUAAUACCCAAUUCCACAUCGACAGAACUUGUGAAAGAACUGUCUGCCAGUGUGAUUGUAAUGGACAUGUUCAGUGUUCUUCUCCUGUUCGCACAUGCGCACAACCUAAAACAUGCGGCGGAUGUACAGUUGAAGGGCAUUACAGGCCUCCAAAAUCUCAAUUUACACUUACUCGAGGAGGAUGGAGAAUGCCAUGCACCUGUCAAUGUGACAAUCAUUACACAUGUGACCGAGAUAAGGCUGAAUAUAUCCGCGAUGGUCCUGAUGUUCAUGGCAAAUGCAAGUCGUGUACAGUUGAUGGUAAAGUUCAUCCAUCGGAAUCCAAAUUUGAGAGAGAGCAGGACUGCUAUAGAUACCGUUGCCAGUGUUUUUGUGACGGAAGUCAUCACUGUGUUAGUACUGGAACAUACAUCUGCUCCCAACCUACCACCACCACCGCAGCACCACACGUAGAACACAAUCACUGCAAAGCCUGCAGUGUUGGAGGCACAGAGUAUCCCUCUGAAAAACCUUUCACACUGGCCCGAGGCUGUAAGAGGUACUCUUGUGAAUGCUAUUGUAGUGGUCGCUAUGGGUGUAGGGAUUCAGGAGAGAAUACUUGUCACAAUCACCCUAAAACCACGACUCCACAACCAACUUGCACUAAAUGUCACGUUCAAGGAAAAGACUAUUCUCCAAACACCAAGUUCACAAUUGUAUAUGACAAAUGUCACGUGCUUCAUUGCAAUUGUGCUUGUGAUGGCAGUCACGAUUGUGAUCGAGAGGUUACGAAUGUCUGCGACCAUGGUCAACGUUGUACUCCAUGCACUGACAAUGGCGUCACACAUCAAUCUGGUGAACGGUAUCGCCGAGUAGAGAACUGCGUGGAGUAUCAAUGCGAAUGUCGGUGUGACGGAAGUCCGCAGUGUAGUGCCCUUCGCCGUACCUGUGAAGACAGGCCAAAGUGUCGACCCUGUACCAUUCCGGACGGCCAUCAGCACCAACCAAAUACUCAGUUUGUGUACGACAAAGACUGUUAUCGAUUUACAUGUGAAUGCGGAUGCAAUGGAACUUACGUUUGUCCUGCAGAGAAAACUAGAAGAAUAUGUCCCGAGACCACUACAGCAACGCCUCGUUGUCGACCCUGCACUGAUCCCACUGGACGACGCCAACGGGGAAACAGUCGUUUCACAUACGACAAGGAUUGUCAUCAGCAUAGCUGUUUCUGCGCAUGUGACGGACGUUAUGAUUGUCCAGCAGAACAGACUAGAAGAAUAUGUCCCGAGACCACUACAGCAACGCCUCGUUGUCGACCCUGUACUGAUCCCACUGGACGACGUCAUUCGGAAAACAGUCGUUUCACAUAUAACAAGGAUUGUCAUCGCCAUAGCUGUUAUUGCGCGUGCGACGGAAGUUAUCACUGUCCCACGGAAAAUAUCCGCAGGUUCUGUACGGACGACAGUAGUCAACGUCAGUGCAGACAAUGCACGGAUCCAACUGGGCGUCAACAUCGUUCAGGGGUUCAGUUUGUAUACGACAAAGACUGUCAUCGCUACACUUGCACAUGCGAUUGCAGUGGAAGGUACGAUUGUCCCGCUGGGAAAACGGUAAAUUUCUGUGACAGGGGACACGGCUCCACACAUCUUGGUGAUUCCAUUAGCAGUGGUGGAUCGGUACACCAAAGUGGUUCCACACAUCAUAGCAGUGGUGGAUCAGUAGGCCAAAGUGGUUCCACACAUCAGAGCAGUGGUGGAUCAGUAGGCCAAAGUGGUUCCACACAUCAGAGCAGUGGUGGAUCAACAUAUCAAAGCGGAUCUAGUCACAGCCAUCUCUACCGGUAUGGUUAUACGUCUUCAAAUCGCUAUGGAGACACAGGCUGUUUCUAUUGUGUCGCAGGUGGAUCUCAUCACAAACCAAACGAGCGUUUCCAAUUUGAUGACAAUUGUUAUCGAUUUUCAUGCGUUUGUGCUUGCAAUGGAAGUUGGGAGUGUCCAGCAUCUCAAACACAAGAAAUCUGUCGCACCCACACCAACAACCAGGGUUCAUCUUCCUGUAGGACGUGCACUGCCUAUGGUAAAACCUAUCCUAGUAAUGAUCGUUUCCAGUACGACAAGGAUUGCUAUAGGUUCAACUGUGAUUGUUACUGCAAUGGAUCGUGGAACUGUCCAGCUGAACGUACAGAGAAUAUUUGCACACCAGAGACUGGGAAAUGUAGAAAUUGUCGCGUUCAGGGAUACGACAGACAACCAAACUCCAGGUUCCAAUUUGACAAGAACUGUUUCCGAUACGAUUGUGAUUGUCAUUGUAACGGGUCCUACUACUGUCCCGCCGAGAGAACAAGGGAAAUACCCGGAUGUGGAAGCCACCGUGCACAACAAGGCACAGAGCCUUGUCAGAAUUGUCUGGUAGACGGACAAAUCUAUGAGUCGUUCUCUGACUUCAGUUACAACAAGGGAUGCGUGAAAUACAAUUGUCGAUGUCAUUGCAAUGGAAGCCACAUUUGUUCGGAGGGAGAAAAGGGAAACAUUUGCUCAAAUGACAAGAACUGUAGUGACUGUGUGGUUAAUGGUAGUCAAUAUCGGUCCGGCACCAAGUUUCAGUAUAUAAAAGGGUGUGCUGAAUACGACUGUGAUUGUUUCUGCGACGGAAGCUUUAAUUGUCCACCAAGUCGCACCAUCGACAUCUGUAAGGACAAGCCAAAGUCGUGCACUGAAUGCGAACAUGCUGGCACCAAAUAUCCCGGAAAUUCGGAGUUUGUAAUUAAAGAAAAAUGUUCCCAGAUAGAAUGUUCGUGCCAAUGUGACGGGAAAAUAACUUGUAAAGAUGCCAUUAAUACAUGCAUAGAUCGCGGUGAUCUUGGUUGAUUGGGGUGUUUUUUGUUCUAGGAGUUACAUUGUGCAAGAUUGUUUUUAUAUCUAUGAUUAUGUUAAACAUAAGUGUACAUGUAUAACGCAGCACGAUUGGGAUAAACAAGAUUUUAAAACCACUAAUGGAAUGAAAUGGUCUAAUGCUGUUUUAAAAUAAAGAAUUUGUUUGUGUACCAGA